AUGCUGCUUGUCCGCUCGCCGUCGCUCCUCUCCCUGCCUCUUUCCUGCCUGUCGUGCCAUGCCAUCAGAACACACCCUUUCGGUCCGUCGGACCUUUCAGAGCUCACACUACUUUUCAUCUACCUACCAAUUCCGUGGCCUCAUCCCUUCCCCUUCUUUUCUUUCACCUCCCCCUUCCCCGCUGUAGUAAUCAACCCUCUUUUCCCUGGCGCCUUCCUCAUCCUCUUUCUCCUGUCUCGUUUCUCACUCUCCUUCUCCUCUUUCUCCUGUAUCGUUUCUCACUCUCUUUCUCCUCUUUCUCCUGUCUCGUUUCUCACUCUCCUUCUCCUCUUUCUCCUGUCUCGUUUCUCAAUCUCUUUCUCCUGUCUCGUUUCUCACUCUCCUUCUCCUCUUUCUCAUGUCUCGUUUCUCACUCUCCUUCUCCUCUUUCUCCUGUCUCCCAGUGGGGCUGGUGUGGAAGCAACGACUCCUUCUGCGGUGCGGGAUGCCAGAACGGGCCGUGCUCUGUGUCCAUUUUAUCGAAGAUCUGACAGCCGCGGGUUCAGGGGCGUGUUCAAGGAUAUGUCGCCCCAUGACCCGUCCCCCUCUCUUCCCCCAUCUCCCCUCCCACCCUCUUCCUCCCCCUCUUCCUCCUUCCUCCAUAUCUCCACGUCAGGUGGAGGAGAUGGCAUCAAAGAAUCACGUGGAGGAGAUGGCAUCAAAGAAUCACGUCAAUUUCGUGCGCCUCUUAGGCUACUGCAGCCACAUGGACGCGGCAACUGGGGUGAUACUUAUGAGGCGCCUCAGCAACUACUCUUCCUCCCUUCCCCUCUCCCUUCCUCCCUAUCUCCCCGCCAGGUGGAGGAGAUGGCAGCAAAGAAUCACGUGGAGGAGAUGGCAUCAAAGAAUCACGUCAAUCUCGUGCGCCUCUUAGGCUACUGCGUCCCGUCUCUCCCCCCGCUUCCCCACUUCCCCACUUCCCCUUUCCUCCCCCGUCUCCCCUCCCCCCGCCCUCCCAAACUUCACCAUAUCAGGUGGGUUUCGAGACUCAAAAGGCACCUUGAGGCAACUGGGGGCAUAGAGCAGAUUCUCAUCUAUGAGUUCAUGCACAACGGUGACCUUGAGAGAUGGGUGGGACCAGGAGUGAAAGUGCCUCUGACUCUGAGGCAGCGCUUGGACGUGCUCAUAGGGGUGGCGCAGGGCUUGCAGUAUUUACACAGCUUUAGCAUCGUGCAUCGUGAUAUCAAGCCCGCCAACAUCCUUCUCGACAGGAACAUGCAGGCCAAGGUGGCUGACUUUGGGCUUGUGCGGAUAAGCAAAGGCACCACUGUCGGUGCAACGCGGGUGAUGGGAACACCGGGCUAUGUGGAUCCAGCAUAUUCAUGGACACAGAAGGCCACUCCUGCAGCGGACGUGUACAGCUUUGGAGUGGUGAUGCUGUCAGUCGUUACUGCAUGCAAAGGAGUGAUCUACUUGGCAGGCCACACAGCCGUGAAUUCUCUGGAGGACAACCGGAUGAAGCUCACUGAUUGGGAGCAACCCCUAGUGGGUGCAGGGAAUGCAUACGUGAUCAUGACGUGCUCAUUGGUUGCAGAUAGGGUGCAACCCCUAGUGGAUGCAGGGGAUGCAGACACCAUCAAAGACCCACGUCUAGACGCCCCUAACCACAUCAUCCUCCGCCUCGCCCGCUUCGCCCUCUCUUGCACAACCAUGCCCGUGACCACCCGCCCCACCAUGGCCCGUAUUGUAUCCGAGCUUAUGGCCAUGAAAGAAGAGUGCUUUGGUCCGGAAACCGACCCUGCGUUAGAGAAUGUGGAUAGGCAUUUGGAGAGCAUGAGGGUCUCGAGCCUCUCCCAGGAGCUUCGGAGAGCAAGCCGUGCUUCGGAACGGGAAGGAGCGUCAGGUUUCAGUAGUACGAUGGGGUCAAUUGAGGAAAAUGGGGGCUAUAGCAAGUGGGGUUGGUGCGGCAGCAACGUCUCCUACUGCGGUGACGGAUGCCAGAACGGGCCGUGUUCUGGCAGUGGCUCAGCUUCCUUUCGCCGCAUCACCUACUUCCCCAACUGGAGCGGCAUCGACCCCAGCACCAUCCAAGUGGACCACUUCACUCACAUCGUCUACGCCUUUGCUGCCAUCAGCCCCCUCAACUACACUGUGGUGCCCUCUGAGUGGUGGACAGACGUCUCUGGCGGCCUCUACAGCCGCUUCACGGCAGCCAUCAAGGCCAAAAACCCAGCUGUCAAGCCGAUUCUCUCCAUCGGCGGUGGUGAUGCCGUCAGCGCACCGCGGUUCUCUUAUGCCUCAGCUACUCAAGCACGGCGCACUAAGUUUAUCAACUCGGCGAUUGCUUUAGCCAGGAAGUAUGGUUUUCAGGGGAUUGACAUAGAUUGGGAGACUCCAAAGGGUGUUCCAGCGCGCUUUUCAGCGCUGAUUCAAGAUUUCCGGGCAGCUGUUGAUGCUGAAGCUGCCCGGACAGGUCGGGUGAAGCUCACGCUGUCGGCAGCUGUGCCGGGGUAUACGGGGGAGAUUGAUUCCAGCUUCCAUAUCCCAACACUUAACAAAGUGCUGGAUUGGGUGGGAAUCAUGACGUAUGACAUGCAUGGGGAGUGGGAAGCAGAGACUGGGCAACACACAGCCCUGGAGGACAAGAAAUAUCCAUUGGCAAGUAUUAAGGGGUCUGUGCCAGUUUUUGUUGCCAAGGGAUUGGCUCGAAGUAAGCUGGUGCUGGGUCUGGCGUCGUAUGGUCAUGCGUGGACUCUCAAGAAUGCCGCGAAUCAUGGGGUUGGGGCACCUGCUAAAGGAGGCCCCACUAUGAGCUACAAGGAGAUAGUCACGCUCAUUGCGAAUGGUGCCACGGCUGUGUUUCAUUCCCCGACUUCAUCGAUGUAUGCUUACAAGGGGACGAAGUGGGUCGGGUACGACAAUCCUGACACAAUUGCACUUAAGCCAGGCCCUCCCCCACUGCACUCUCUCUCACCUCUCAUCCGCCCUGUCUCUUCGCCUCUUUCGUCCCUUCCCCUUCUUCUCCUACCCGGCGCCACUUUAGAGUCGGCUCAAAAGUCAAACGCGGUUCCAUCCACCCUUCUCUUCGCCCCUCUCGUCCCUUCCCCUUCUUCUCCUACCCGGCGCCACUUUAGAGUCGGCUCAAAAUCGGCUCAAAAGUCAAACGCGGUUCCAUCCACCCUUCUCUUCGCCCCUCUCGUCCCUUCCCCUUCUUCUCCUACCCGGCGCCACUUUAGAGUCGGCUCAAAAGUCAAACGCGGUUCCAUCCACCCUUCUCUUCGCCCCUCUCGUCCCUUCCCCUUCUUCUCCUACCUGGCGCCUCUCAUCCUCCUGCCUUGUCCGUCGCUCUCUCUCUUGCAUGCAGCAAGUGGGGCUGCUUCCUUCCGCCGCAUCACCUACUUCCCCAACUGGAGCGGCAUCGACCCCAGCACCUUCCAAGUGAACCACUUCACUCACAUCGUCUACGCCUUUGCAGCCAUCAGCCCCCUCAACUACACUGUGGUGCCUUAUGAGUGGUGGACGGACAUCUAUCACGGCCUCUACACCCGCUUCACAGCAGCCAUCAAGGCCAAGAACCCAGCAGUCAAGUCAGUUCUCUCCAUCGGCGGUGGCGAUGCUGUCAGCGCACCGCGGUUCGCUUAUGUUUCGGCUACCAAAGCGCGCCGCACAAAGUUCAUCAACUCAGGGAUUGCGUUGGCGAGAAGGUACGGGUUUCAGGGGAUUGACAUCGACUGGGAGCUUCCAAAGGGGAUGCCGGGCCGGUUUUCAGCUUUGAUUUUGGAUUUUCGGGCAGCAAUUGACGCUGAAGCUGCCCGGACACGUCGUGCGAAGCUCACGCUCUCGGCAGCUGUGACAGGAUAUGCGGGGGAGAUUGAUUCCUGCUACCAGAUAUCGACACUUGACAAAGUGCUAGACUGGGUGGGAAUAAUGGCGUAUGAGUUUCACGGGGAGUGGGACGACGUGACUGCGCAGCACACUGCUCUGGAAGACAAGAAAAACCCACUGUUGAGCAUCAAAGGUGCUGUUGCAGGUUUUAUUGCCAAGGGUUUGUCAAGAAGUAAGCUGGUGCUGGGUCUGGCAUCAUAUGGUCAUGUGUGGACGCUCAAGUCUGCUGCAAGCCAUGGGGUUGGGGCAUCUGCUAAAGGAGGUCCCACUAUGAGCUACAAAGACAUUGUGAAGUUCAUUGCUGGUGGUGCUACAUCUGCAUUUGAUUCGCCAUCCUCGUCGAUGUAUGCUUAUAAAGGGACCAAAUGGGUGGGCAGUUCUGGCAGCAAUGGCAGCAACGGGGACCGCGGCAGCGUUUCUUUCAUCGGCAGCGGGGGAGUCUCGUUCUUCAAGUCUUUAUUCGAUUCGUCUCAGAAAGCAGCUACUAAGACGGUAGUGGUAGAGGAUGGCGACACGCUCUGGGACCUCUCCGUGAAAUUCGGCGUGGAUUGCGAGCAGCUGCAGGCGUUUAACAAGCUGACGUCGGACACUAUUUACUCCGGGGACGUUCUUAAUAUCCCCGUCUCCCCCGUGCGCGUGUCCCUUUCUGAAACGGCGCAAAACUCUGCCGGAAACGCCUCCGCGCGCGUGUCCCUCUCCGCGCCCCCGCUGCUGACCCCCGCGCAAGCAACCACUUCCCCUUCACCCUCUUCCUCCCCCUACGCGCGAGAGUCCCCGCAGCCGUGCUUACGUGUCAGCACUACCGCCACCGCGACCGCGGCCGCCAGCACCGCCAGCACCUCCAACACCGCCGCGAACAGCAGCCCCGAGGGCCUUCGCGACAGCAGCGGGAGUAGCGGGAGCGGCGGGAGUAGCGGGAGCGGCGGGAGCAGCAGCAGCAGCGGGAGCAGCAGUGGGAACGGGGGGAGCAGCGGGAUGGGCGAGAGCAGUGGGAGCGGCGCAAAUGCCUCUACUUCUAGCAAAAAGGAGAUUAAGACCAAGUCAGUCUUAGUCCGCGAUGGUGACACGGCGUGGGACAUCUCCCUGCGCUUCGGGCUCACUCUAGACGAGCUAUUAUCUCUUAACGCGAGCAUUCCCGACCCGCUAUACCCCGGCGACGAGCUAUUGCUGCCUGCAGACGCGGUGGAACGGCCGCGCGCGCUGGUGGCGCUGGCAGGCGUGAAGGCGAAGGUGAAGGGCACGAUGCGCAAUGCAAACUUCUGGGACGUGUUUCCGCCGCCCAGGAACAUCGACGCCUACCGCAAGCGCUACCGCGUGUUGCUGGAUGCGAUGAGAUACGUGGAGACAAGCUUCAUUGAACCCGCCCCUGUGGGGGAUGAUGGGCUGUCCAUCGGCCCCCUGCAGAUCAGCAACGACUAUCACACGGAUGCGUGGUGGCUGGAGCACCGCCCGCCACUGUGUUACGAGGACUGCCAUUGGUCGGUGGAGCACAGCGAGCGCACCGUCAUCAACUACUGGCUGCGCUACUGCCCCUGGUCCCUCGAAUUCCACGACCACGAGACCCUCGCUCGCACGCACAAUGGCGGCCCGGGAUUCUACCGAUACAUCAAAACAGCUACCUACUGGCGGAAGGUGAAGAUGAAAUCUCUCAUCCCGCUGACCGACCUGACUGUUCUUCUGCCCGCCAACAUCGCACUGCUUCGCAACUACACCAAGGACCAGCAGACAACAAUUCUGUCGUACAACACAAUCGCCACGCGCUACCUCUUCCGCAACCUCACCAACAUGCCGGCCGGCACGGAGCUCGACACUCUCGAGGGAAACAUGGUCACGAAGCGCGGCCCCAAGAGCCUGCCGACCGUUACGUUUAAGGGCGCGGCGAAACUACCGAGCGUGCUGGCUGUGCCAAACCUGUGGGUUGGUACGGACUUCACGAUCCAGGGCACGAGCACGCUGCUCAUCCCGCCGGAGCUGCUGACGCCCGAGGCUGACUCCAUCCGCGGUGCGGUCAGAGGAACUCUCCGCGGUACAGUUGGGUUCGCCUUGGAUGGCGCUGGUGCUCUUCUGAGGCCGCAUGUCGCCCGCCCCUAG
Molecule: messenger RNA, 5955 nt
Organism: Closterium sp. NIES-65
Lineage: Eukaryota; Viridiplantae; Streptophyta; Zygnematophyceae; Desmidiales; Closteriaceae
Source: the annotation of a GenBank genome assembly